Parnassius mnemosyne (clouded apollo) is the source of this 576-nucleotide messenger RNA. The record is from the annotation of a GenBank genome assembly. Lineage: Eukaryota; Metazoa; Arthropoda; Insecta; Lepidoptera; Papilionidae.
AUGAACGCGCUAGUUUUUGCUAUUGCUAUCGUCGGGUUGAGCGGAGCCCUAGCCGAAGAAAAUGGAGGCGAUGCCCACAAAAGAGUACCACGUACCUUGUUAAGAAAUAAACUGUGCUACAAAUUAGGUAUUUGUGGUGGAGAGCAUGGUGGGGGCUAUGGUGGUGGUUAUCAAAGUGGGUACCAAGGGGGCUAUCCAUAUCCACCAAUAAGCAUCGGCAUCAGUCAGUCGCAAUCUACUUCGAGCGCGGGAGGUCCCGGAUUCGGGGGUGGUUACUCUCCCAACAAUUAUCAAUAUAAUGGACAUUUCCCAUACCAAGGUCAUGGGGGCUUUGGCGGCAAUAGGCAAAGACCUGGAUACUACAACAACGGGUACGGCUCCCACAAUAACCAGUUCAAUGGGAAUUAUUACAAUGCCGGAAAUGGUUAUCCCAAUGCAGGCUACGAGGGCCACCAAGGAUCAUUUGGUGGUUUUCACGGCGGUUUUUACGGAGGUGAUUAUGCGAAUGGGCCAGAUUAUGGCGAUUAUGGUUUUAGACAAGUGGAUCAUUACAAGUCCGGUAGAAGCACAGAAUAG